AUGUCUGACUCUCAAUUCGAGUCAAUCAUAUCGCAAAUCAUUUCAGAUACACCUAGUGGUGAAAUCAAACAAGUGUAUGAAGAUUUAAUUACCAUUGCAGGAGAAAACUCCAAAGAGACUGUAUUGGAUGCAAUUGAACAGUACAAUAUAAAAAAUUUGAUUCCCAUAGAAGUCGACGGGAAAUCAGUGGUUCUUUCAAGGUAUAAUAGGGAGGGUUCGAAAUUUUUUGAUCCCGCCUCUUCUAUAUCCUUCAAUGUGGAUCACUUAAAUAGGGAAGGCUUCGAUAUCCAACCUUUUCAGUCUACUCAAUUGAAUCAGGUGCAGGAAGAUCUGCUCAAAAAUUUACAAAAGUAUGCUGAAAAGAACUUUCCUGGAUAUUUGACCACAUCGAUUUAUCCAAUUCCAGAGGAAAGCAAUAAGAUUGUUCUCUCAAUUGUUAGCAUGAAGUACAAUCCCUCGAAUUUCUGGAAUGGGCACUGGAGAUCUGAAUACAUCUUCGACUCAAAUUUCAAUAAACUCAAAGGUUCAAUAGAUGUUCAAGUACAUUACUACGAAGAUGGUAACGUUAGCUUCAAAUCUAGCGAGACAUUUGAUCUGGAUGAUAUUACUGAUGUCAUAAAAACGAUUGCAGUAAAAGAGAAAGAAUUUGAAGAGAACUUGGACACUUCUUUCUCGCAAUUGAAUGAAACCCAAUUCAAAAGCUUAAGAAGGAGAUUACCAAUCACGAGGUCAAGAGUUAACUGGGGUAAGGCAAUUGGAACGUACAGACUAGGAAAAGAUGCCGCUCAAGGUAAGUAG
This is a messenger RNA of Zygotorulaspora mrakii, 798 nucleotides long. RefSeq names its product Cap1p (gene CAP1). The transcript has a single exon. NCBI's taxonomy places the organism in Eukaryota, Fungi, Ascomycota, Saccharomycetes, Saccharomycetales, Saccharomycetaceae. Gene Ontology annotation, biological process: barbed-end actin filament capping; actin cytoskeleton organization. The record is from RefSeq and is a predicted model, not a curated record. The coding region runs from base 1 to 798 and encodes 265 amino acids. Gene Ontology annotation, molecular function: actin filament binding. Gene Ontology annotation, cellular component: actin cortical patch; F-actin capping protein complex.